This is a messenger RNA of Brassica oleracea var. oleracea, 964 nucleotides long. RefSeq names its product haloacid dehalogenase-like hydrolase domain-containing protein At2g33255. Bases 39 to 782 code for a protein of 247 amino acids. The record is from RefSeq and is a predicted model, not a curated record. NCBI's taxonomy places the organism in Eukaryota, Viridiplantae, Streptophyta, Magnoliopsida, Brassicales, Brassicaceae. The transcript is spliced from 5 exons.
CGUAUAAAAAACCGUAUGUGCCUCGAUUACAGUUAACCAUGACUUUCCUCUUAUCAAGAACAUUUGUUUCUCUCACACUCAGACCUUCUUCUUCUUCUUCGAUCUCCAUGGCGAAUCUCACCACCAACGCCAAAUCUCGCCUCAGAGGCGUCGUAUUCGACAUGGACGGAACUCUAACGGUGCCGGUCAUCGAUUUCGCCGCAAUGUACAGGUCCGUCUUAGGUGAAGACGAGUACAAGCGCAUCAAGGCGGAGAGCCCUACCGGAAUCGACAUUCUUCACCACAUAGAGUCGUGGAGCGUCGAUAAACAGCAGAAGGCGUAUGAAACUAUCGCCGAUUAUGAGAAACAGGGAAUCGAUAAGCUCCAAAUCAUGCCCGGGGCUGCUGAACUAUGUGGCUUUCUUGAUUCCAAAAAGAUAAAGAGGGGGCUGAUUACACGCAAUGUUAAGAAGGCUAUUGACAUCUUCCACCAACGUUUUGAGGUUAUCUUUACUCCGGCACUGGGCAGAGAGUUUCGUCCGUAUAAGCCAAACCCUGACCCUUUGCUGCACAUAUGUUCUACAUGGGAUAUCCCACCUAACGAAGUCAUGAUGGUUGGUGACAGCUUGAAAGAUGAUAUAGCAUGUGGGAAAGGAGCUGGAGCCUUCACAUGCUUGCUAGAUGAAACCGGAAGGUAUGGACCAGAUGAUUUUUCUGUCACCGGACUGCAUCCUGAUUUUAAGGUUGAUUCCCUGUCCAAAAUUCACAACUUGUUGGAGACAAACUUCGACUUGAGCCCAUAGUUUCUCUUAUUUUCCAAGGUUAUGUCUUGUAGUCUCAAUGACCAAAGUAUUCUUCUACUUAGCACAAAGGCUGUAGUUUGCAGCAGAAUCACUAUUGUAAGAGAGAUAAUGGCAUUGCACAGUUUUCUAUCUGUUCAGGAUAGCCAUAAAUAUUAAAUGACAAGAGCUCUAUUCACUCGCCA